Molecule: messenger RNA, 538 nt
Organism: Plectropomus leopardus (leopard coralgrouper)
Lineage: Eukaryota; Metazoa; Chordata; Actinopteri; Perciformes; Serranidae
Source: RefSeq, a predicted model, not a curated record
UAUGAGAACCCGUGGACGGUCCCCAAUUUCUUGUGUGUGUGUCGCAUUUUGCUGGCUCCGUUUUUGGGUUAUCUGAUCAUCCAGCAGCACUUUCACCUCAGCCUCGCCCUCUUCACACUGGCCGGAGCGACCGACCUGUUGGACGGCUACAUCGCCAGAACGUGGCCGACUCAGAAGUCGGCGUUGGGCAGCGCUCUCGACCCGCUGGCCGAUAAGAUUCUCAUCAGUAUUUUAUAUGUCAGUCUCACCUACGCCGAACUUAUUCCAGCUCUCCUGACAGCUCUGGUGAUUUCCAGAGAUGUUGGUUUGAUAGCUGCAGUUUUCUGGGUCAGAUACAAGACUGUACCUCCGCCGGUAACCCUCAGCAAGUUUUUUAACCCCUGCUACACCACAGCACAGCUCAAGCCCACACUCUUCAGCAAGGUGAACACAGCCAUCCAGCUGCUGCUGGUUGCGUCCUCGCUGGCUGCUCCGGUCUUCCAGUAUACAGACAGCGUCCUGCUGCAGUGCUUAUGGUAAAACACAAACACUAUAUUAC